Molecule: messenger RNA, 306 nt
Organism: Microthlaspi erraticum
Lineage: Eukaryota; Viridiplantae; Streptophyta; Magnoliopsida; Brassicales; Brassicaceae
Source: the annotation of a GenBank genome assembly
AUGCCGGAAUCUAGCUCAAGCUUCUCGUCGUCUCUCACUCUCCUACUCAUCAUUUUCCUCUUCCUUCUACUAUGCACAUCGAUUUCCUCUGCUGAAUAUGAGGUUCGUGUUUUGGAUCGGGCGCUAUUGGAGAUCCGGAAAAAUCCGACUAAAAAAAAGCCCAAGUGCUGCGAGAUGCGAACCAGAUCUCAGUGUUCGGAUUACCCUAGAUGCAGGUGGUGUCGAAGCGAAGCUCUCGACGACUUGUGCUUUGGUAAAUCCGAAGCCUUGCGACUUCCAAGUCAAGUCUUCCUCUGUGAGUUAUGA